This is a messenger RNA of Megalobrama amblycephala (Wuchang bream), 1986 nucleotides long. Its product is annotated as E3 ubiquitin-protein ligase TRIM39-like. Lineage: Eukaryota; Metazoa; Chordata; Actinopteri; Cypriniformes; Xenocyprididae. The record is from RefSeq and is a predicted model, not a curated record. Gene Ontology annotation, molecular function: protein binding; ubiquitin-protein transferase activity; zinc ion binding. Gene Ontology annotation, biological process: protein ubiquitination. Bases 190 to 1842 code for a protein of 550 amino acids. The transcript has 8 exons.
CUCUGACAUCACUACAGUUCAGUAACAGAGAAAGUGAAACUAACUUCAACAACUUCAACAAUCAUGGACGCCUGAAACGAUCAACCUCAGUAUAUUUAAACAACAGUAUAUUUAUUGAGCCGUUCAAAGAGCUUUGAGAACACAUCUGAUACUCACAGACUGCAGUUUCUAAAAAAAAAAAAAAAAAACAUGAAGAGAAGAAGAACAAAGGCAGAAUCUUCCUCAGAAGAUCCAGAAAAAAAACAAAAAUCCAGAAGUGGGAGUAAAGAUGUUUCUCCAUCGAAAACAUCAUCAUCCAGUGCUCCACUUUCUAAGGAGUUUCGGUGCUCUAUAUGUCUGGACAUAUUCACUGAUCCAGUCAGCACUCCAUGUGGACACAACUUCUGCAAGACCUGUCUGAAUAAGUGCUGGGACAACAGCCAGAGCUGCAACUGUCCAUAUUGUAAAGAAACAUUCAUGCACAGACCUGAUCUCAAGAUUAAUACCACACUCAGAGAGCUUGUAGAUCACUAUAAAAAGAAAAGACAUGAGAAAAAACCUGAAGUUUUGUGUGACGUUUGUGACGAAAGAAAGCUGAAAGCCCUGAAGUCGUGUCUGGUUUGUCAGAGCUCUUACUGUGCAACUCACCUGGACCCUCAUUUGAGAGUGGCAGGUUUAAAGAAACACAAAGUGAUGGAUCCCGUGAGUAAUCUGGAGGACUAUAUAUGUCAGAAACAUGAGAGACCUCUGGAGCUGUUCUGUAGAGAUGAUCAGAGAAUCGUGUGUCUGUUCUGUACUGACGAAGACCACAGAAACCACAACACUGUUUCUUUAGAAGAAACUCAGUUGAUGGUUCAAGACACGCAGCAGAUGAUCCAGGACAGAGUCAAGAAAAUUGAAGAGAUCAAACACUCAGCAGAAGUCAGAAAAAGAAACACAGAGAAGGAGAAAGCAGCCUGUGUUGAGCUCUUCACUGAUCUCAAGCGCUCCAUUGAGAGAUUUCACACUGAACUGCUGGAGAUGAUGGAGGAACAGCAGAAAGCAGCAAAGAAACAGGAGGAAGAGCUGAUUAAAGAGCUGGAGCAGGAGAUCACUGAGCUGAAGAUGAGAAACACUGAGCUGGAGCAGCUCUCACACACUGAAGAUCACCUCCACCUCCUACAGAUUUACUCAUCCCAGUGCAACCCUAGAAAAAACAGGAACUGGCCUGAGAUCAGUAUGAAGACUGAUGAGAGUCUGCAGACUCUGAGAGCUCUGAUUAAACUGAAGGACACUUUACAGGAGAAGCUCAUGCAAACUGAGCUGAAGAGGAUGCAGCAGUAUGCAGUGGAUGUGACUCUGGAUCCUGAUACAGCUCAUCCUAACCUCAUCCUGUCUGAUGAUGGAAAACAAGUGAGACAUGGAGACAUUAGACAGAAACUCCCAGACAAAAAAGAGAGAUUUGAAAUGUAUGAAAAUGUCCUGGGAAAGGAGGGAUUCUCCUCUGGGAAAUUUUAUUUUGAGGUGCAGGUGAAGGGAAAGACUGACUGGAUUUUAGGAGUGGCCAGAGAAUCCAUUAACAGGAAGUCAGUGAUCACAUUGAGUCCCAGUAAUGGGCACUGGUCAAUUCAGUGUAAUGGCAAUGUAUAUAGUGCCAGUGCUGAUCCUCCUGUCUCUCUGCAUCUGAAAGUGAAGCUGCAGCGGGUCGGGGUGUUUGUGGAUUAUGAGGAGCGUCUGGUCUCCUUUAAUGAUGUGGAGUCCAACUCUCAUAUCUAUUCUUUCACUGCUCAGUCUUUCUUUGGCAAACUCUAUCCAUUUUUUAGCCCAAGUCCAUUCAAUGGAGGUAAAAACUUAAUUCCACUGAUAAUCACACCAGUCAAUUAGGAAAUACUUGAUGAAAAUAAUGAUAAUAAUGAUUCUUGUAAUUAAUGUUUAAAACAUCAGAAAUGUAUGUAUUCUUACACAAAGUCAUAGGUACUUGGUUUACAUCAAAAUGAUUACAGUACCUGAAUAAAAUGUAUAUAUUUA